UGCAAAAGCAUCCAAAAUAUGGCUGGACUGUUACUGCUGAAGCAGCUUAUUGGCCGUUCAAUGGGUUCAAUCAGAGCGAUCCAAAUCCUAUUGAUCCUAAUAGAGAUCGAAUUGGGAUUAAGAAUUGGGUACGAACUGAUGAACCUGUGAGCUUUACACAACAACAACUCGAACAAUCAUAUGAAACUCAAAAACAGGGAGUUAUGCAGCAGUAUGAACUCAUAAGAAGUAACUUACAAAAUCCUGAGGCAACUCCGAAUAUUACCGCCACAAUAUGGAAUAGUGUUAUUAGUAAUGGUAAUACUAGUUCCGUAUUUCAAGCUCCUGAUGCUAUUCAUUAUGUAGCUAGUGAAGAAAGUGCCAAGUUUGAUUUCGUGGAAAUUAGUUUCAAGGUUGAUCCGGAUUUCUUCAACGUCGCUUCAGAAUUUUCUCAUGUAAUCCAAACACUAUAUGAAUUUGCAAAAAAAGGAAAGUUUCCAUUAAAUUAUAUUACAGAUCUUAGAAUCAUAAAAUCAACUGAAGCAUUAUUAUCUACUACUUUCAAUCGUGAUCCAGACGCAUUAUAUUGUCAAAUGGAUUUUGUGUCAGUUACUGGUACUCCUAACUUGGAAGAAUUCAUAAAAGUAAUAGCACAGAGAUUGUUUGAUAAGUACAAAGCAAAACUUCAUUGGGGAAAAAGAUGGGAAUUUAUUCCAAAUGUGAAGUCUUAUCUUUCUAAUGUUUUAUCAGAUCAAAUUAAACAAUUCGAGAAAGUACGUGCAAAGUACGACCCUGAUAAGAUGUUCUUUGAUAAUAAGUCUUUGCAGGAUAUAUUUAGUCAUGCUUUAAGUUCACGAGAUCGUGAAUCUAAGCUUCAAGAUUUUAUAGAACCCGAAGCCUUAACUACACAGAUAUUUUUGCCAGGAUUUAACCAAUAG
Messenger RNA from Racocetra persica, 917 nucleotides. NCBI's taxonomy places the organism in Eukaryota, Fungi, Glomeromycota, Glomeromycetes, Diversisporales, Gigasporaceae. The record is from the annotation of a GenBank genome assembly.